UCAGGCGGUGGGAUCAUGUGGAACAUAAUUUUGUGGCUUACGUUAUUGGUGAACUUUUCCACUGCUAAAUUUGUGAUAGAGGUGAACAAGUUAUUUAAGGAAUGUCCCUCCAUUAGCAAACCGUUUCCAUGGGACGUUUCGGAUCUGAAGAUCUUUCUUUCGGACGACGACGAGCUGUUCCUGAACGGAAAACUAGUCGUCGUGAAAGAUAUUCAUUCUCCGAUCGGGCUCAACAUCUUCGGGCAGAAACAAGAAAAGGGAGAGUGGAUCCCGACGCCGUACGGAAAGCGGGUGUUGAAUCUCUGUGGCGCUAUGCUCGCCAAGCACGAGAUUUGGUACUCCGUCACGAAGCAUAUGAACAACACGCGUUGCCCGCUGUAUGCUGGACACGUGGAAUCGUUCAAUAUGGUUCCGUUGGGUACCUUUGGGUUCGAUGACAUCCUAGCGGAACUGGUUGGCGAAUGGCGAGUGAUCGUUGAGGUUACUACCGGAGUUCCACCCAGCUUGGCAUGUCUCAUGAACGAAGUGUCGGUACUGGAACAUUAAUAAAUGUGGAGGAGAA
This is a messenger RNA of Anopheles coustani, 562 nucleotides long. RefSeq lists its product as uncharacterized. The record is from RefSeq and is a predicted model, not a curated record. The transcript has 4 exons. Lineage: Eukaryota; Metazoa; Arthropoda; Insecta; Diptera; Culicidae. The coding region runs from base 16 to 546 and encodes 176 amino acids.